AUGGCUACUAAAACAAUAGCAAGCGCGACAGUACGUGCUGUUAAAAAACGCAUAUUGCCAUCAAGAGCAGCACUUAUUUUGACCCCUUCAGCAGUAAAUAAGGUCAAGGAGAUAAUGUCUAAAGAAGAAGCUAAAGGCUUUAUUGGUUUAAAAGUAGGUGUCCGACAAAGAGGCUGCAAUGGUUUAUCAUAUACAUUGGACUAUGCUACUACAAAAGGAAAACUUGAUGAAGAAGUAAAGCAAGAUGGUGUAACCAUAAUUAUUGAUAAGAAGGCCCAGCUGACUCUAUUAGGAACAGAAAUGGAUUUUGUUGAAGAUAAAUUAUCAGCAGAAUUUGUGUUUAACAACCCUAAUAUAAAAGGCACCUGUGGUUGUGGAGAAUCUUUUAGUAUA
Messenger RNA from Brenthis ino (lesser marbled fritillary), 393 nucleotides. NCBI's taxonomy places the organism in Eukaryota, Metazoa, Arthropoda, Insecta, Lepidoptera, Nymphalidae. The record is from the annotation of a GenBank genome assembly.